AGAGCAAGCCGCUCGACCGAGUCGUCCCACCAUCAACUGGCAUGCUCCCCUCCCUCUCCCCUAAGUUAUGAACACACCCGAGGUCGAUGGUGUUCUCGACGAAACACCAACACUUCUCAAUUCCACUCUCGAGGCCGCCUUGCGCUUCUUCACUUUGCCAUCGCGUCUCGUCGCUCGCGUCCGCCGGCUUGACGAUGUACUGAACGCGGACAUCGAUACCACCGUGGCGCACACUCGCGCAUACACCGGGACGUCAGCAUCAGGUGCACAGGCAGCCAGGCAUGACGACCCCUCUCUGGGGCUUUCGAUGGAGCCUCUGCCUGGCCCGCUGGGCUUCGUGACGUCCGGCUACUUCUUCGGCCUGUUCAUAAUGGCUCUCGUCUUGAACCGCAUCCAAAACAUUGUCGUUCCCCCGCGCAACCCGCUCGCCGCUCGUAUACACGCCGCGCGCAGUGCAAACGGUCGUCUGUCGUUCCUGCGCAUGUUCUUCGGCUCAUUCUUGCCCGUCGACUUCUCAUCCACGUUCUCUCGUACCUCCUUCCGCAUACCUUCCAUCUACCUCUUGUCGAAAUCUCUACUGCUCUGGACAAUAUUGCUCUUGCAAAUAGCGAGGUUCUGGCCAUCAUGGAGUUGGCUACAACCCGUUGGACAGUGGGCCGCUCAGAAGGAUAUGGAAGACAUUUGCUGGUUCACAUUCACCAGCACCUGUCUCGCACUCGCUAUCGGAGCUCUCACUAGCGGUCUCGAGGGACUGCAUCUCAAUCAUAACGCGCCCUUCAACCUGUUCUCCUUCGCCUUCCAACUACACAUCUACUCGUCGCCGUCUACCCAUGCCGACAAAUUCCGAGACUUGCCUUCGAGACCUAGUAAGCAUGUUAUAUUAACCAUCAUGCUACCGCUGCUGCAGCUUACGAUGCUACACUGCCUAGAAGUGAAGAAGAGCUGGGCCCGUCUCCGCCUCGUCCCUACUACAUUCUGCUCGCUGCUCAGCCUGAUCCACUUCCACUCUGUAAUCUGGACCUCACCGACCUCAUACCCGCUCACGAACUUCUUCCCAUGCGUCGUCGAGUCCAUGCUCGUCUGCCUCAUCUCCUUCUCGGCGCUUCUCAACGUCGUGACACAGCUGCUGCUCGAGGGCGCGGUCACGCGACCGCUCUUCGGCCACGUAGACACGCUGAUGCCGAAGAUGGACGAGGACUUCGGCGUCGCGCUCGUGCGGCUCGGAACCGCAAGCCUCGAAGCGACGAGCGCCGCUGGGAUGGGAAACGAAGUGGGCGGCGUGACUAGCGCGGGCGCUGCGGACCUCGUCGCGCGCCCAGCAGAAGAGGACCGCGGCGUCGUCGAGAUCGACCGCUCAGGUGUCGUCUCGCUGAUGCCAGCAUUCGACCGGAAAGGCCAUAGCAGGAUGCGCCGGCGCGGAUUUUUGAAUGAGAUCACGAACGUGAAGGCGCAGGGACAGAGGGCGGACCUGUGGGCGGAUACGAUGGUGAAUGCCGGGUGGCACAAGGCCGUGCUAAUGUUCUUCGUCAGUGCGAUCAAGGCCUUCAAGCGUGUUAUUGUAGAGGUUUUCGCCGCUCUGUGGGCCAAGGUACGGAUCGGGACCAGCCUGAGCCGACACCACGUCCACACUCCGCCUCCCGCGCCUCGUCGUCCCGAACCGAUCGAGGACGAGGACGAGGACGAUGCAGAGGACAUGGAGGCAUAUCGCCGUUUCCUGCGUGGCGAGUCUGUCAGCGAUGACGAAGACGAUUUCGUGCCCGCCGCUGACGAGUUCCCAUCAAACAACCCAGUCGACGCGCCCGUCUAUGCGCUUGAUGAAGAAAGUAGCGAGGAACCGACAGCAGAGACAGACGAAGCAGCGCAGCUCUUCGCUGAUCUAUCUCAAGAUGCGACCUCGUCUACAUCAGCGCCCGUACUUCUCGCACAUAUGGCUUCGACUUCCACCUCGCCUCUUACACGCCGCAGGUACCGGAGCAUAAACUCAGAGAGGAGCUCCGGUGACAGCGCCGCCGGUGAUUGGGGCGACUUCGUACGAGAACGGAGGGAAGCCAAGGUGCCUGUGCGGGUUGUGGACGACGACUCAAUGGACAGUCGGCGGAACUGUGUUAUCUGCACAGUCGAACCUAGGGACAUCAUAUGCUGGCCAUGUCGGUGUCUGGCUUUGUGCAAUGACUGCCGCGAGAACUUGGCAUCGCGAUCGUCCGCGUCGAAACAUACCUGUCCGUGCUGUCGUCGGAGUGUUGAGGGAUAUUCAAGAAUAUACAUCCCGUAGUCGUCUUGUCGAUGUUUGUAUACUAUUGCGCUGCAUCCGUAUCUAUUCGCGCUCUUU
Messenger RNA from Fomitopsis serialis, 2329 nucleotides. RefSeq lists its product as uncharacterized. The record is from RefSeq and is a predicted model, not a curated record. Gene Ontology annotation, biological process: protein ubiquitination; ubiquitin-dependent protein catabolic process. NCBI's taxonomy places the organism in Eukaryota, Fungi, Basidiomycota, Agaricomycetes, Polyporales, Fomitopsidaceae. The transcript is spliced from 6 exons. Bases 68 to 2272 code for a protein of 734 amino acids. Gene Ontology annotation, molecular function: ubiquitin protein ligase activity.